Messenger RNA from Lytechinus variegatus (green sea urchin), 2439 nucleotides. Its product is annotated as C-Jun-amino-terminal kinase-interacting protein 1-like. Gene Ontology annotation, molecular function: protein binding. The record is from RefSeq and is a predicted model, not a curated record. Gene Ontology annotation, biological process: regulation of JNK cascade. Gene Ontology annotation, cellular component: cytoplasm. Lineage: Eukaryota; Metazoa; Echinodermata; Echinoidea; Temnopleuroida; Toxopneustidae.
CUCAUUAUCUUAUGACGUCAAUAGAAUAUAUGGCAGGCCGUUGACGUCCGCUGCGAGAGACAACAGUCUGUGAGAUGGGAGAGCAGGAUUUCGCCGAUAAUGACUGGGAAACUUCACAAAAAUGUUCGGUUUUUCGAUCGACAAUGGAUUCAUAUAGUUACAGACUGACACAUGAUCUGAGUCUGGACAGCUUUCAAAGUGAGGAUAUAUUCAGUUACGAGAAAUCAGCAAGGUCCCCUACUGGCUCAGUAUUCAGUAACGACUCAUUCACAUUAUACAAUACACCAAGGCGGAUAGGUUCGACGUCCAGCUCAAAAGAUGGCUCUCAAACAGAGAAGGUCCGGGAGGACAUGAUCGAGCUAGAGCUCUCUGAGGGAAGGAGACCGUACCAUCCUGAUGACGACCCCGGAGACGAGGCAAAGAAACUCCUCACUAUACUGGACGAUGAGAGGAUGGGGAGGAAGAAUGAGAAGGGGACGGGAGAGAGUAAAGAUAGGGAGAAAGGAAGGGGAUCGCCAAGUAAAGCAAAGGAAAGUUCUCGGAGAAGAAGAGCAAGUUCCAAGGAAAACGAACACAGUUCAGGUCAACGGUCAGGUGAACGAAGAAGAAAAUCAAGAAGAAAAGCACGCAAGCUGCCACAGAUGCCAACUCAAGUUCCAGCUAACCUCCAAGCCGAAUUACUUGCCGCCGAACAGAGGCCUCUUGCCUCACCAACUGACGAUUCUCAGUCGCCAACGGACAACUGUCAGCCCCAGUCAUCGCCCUCACCGGUGACAUCACCAGACACACCAGGAAAAGUACCACAGGCCUCAUCUCAGCCCUCUCGGCCAAGCCAACUAACCCUCCCAGCCGCCACCCUCUCCCACACCUCUGCCCCCGUCCCGGACCCUGUCCUUCCAGAGGAGGUGCCACGCCCGAUUGUAGAAUCCAUCUCGCCCCACUUCACCCCCUUCCUUUCCAACACCAACCUCCUCCUACAAGAGGACUCCAGUCCGGAGAGCCUCCGGAAGAAGAAGACGUUCUCGAUCAAACGGGCUGCGCCUCAGUUCCGGAGACCACCGCCUCCAAAGGAUAACGACCCUUCAGAUGAUGAACAACCGUGCUUCCAGCCCGUAACCUUGGUGAUCGACGGAGAACUCAAGGUGCAAUCCCACAAGGCCCUCUAUCGCUUCUUCCCUCGCCACGACGACGAGAUACUCCUGGACAAGGACGACCCGGUCUAUGUAGAGGUCAAAGGGGAUGACCUCUGGUAUGAGGGUAUCAACCUGAGGACCGGAGACGAGGGCUGUUUCCCAAGCAAAUAUGUGAGAGAGUAUACUAUGGAAGUCGAUGGUCAGCCGGGCGCACCAAUCAAGAGGGUUCAUAUAAGCAGAUUCCGACUGCAAUUCCUUGGUUCAGUAGAAACGCCCUUUCACAGAGGCAAUGAAGUUUUAUGCAGGGCUAUGCAGAAGGUCGUUAUGGCCCGGAGGAUGACCCCUGACCUUCGACCCCCGACAAAGUGCAUUCUAGAAAUCAGCGACAACGGGGUCAGAAUGAUUGACCAGUCGAAAUCUCCGAAACCGGAGGAGCGAAAGGAUUCGGUGAGGAAGAAGGUGGAGAAAUUCCUGAGCGGGAAACCAAAAGGACACAACUACUACUUUUCCCUCAAGAAUAUAUCAUACUGUGGCUUCCAUCCGCAAAGCUCAAAAUACUUUGGAUUCAUCACCAAACAUCCCAACGAUAGACGAUUCGCUUGCCACGUAUUCAUAACAGAAAACGCACAGAGUGGACAACCGCUCGCGGAAGCCAUGGGUGCUGCUUUUAAACGGUUCUAUGCUGAAUUCCUAGACUACACCAAUCCUACAGAAGACAUCUAUCUAGAAUGAUGAUAGGCACUCUUAGAUCUUACCGUUCCUAGCAUAGACAUCACCAAGUUACAGACUGUAGUUGGGCUGCUUCCAGUGCUGUACACCAAGUUCCUAGACUACACAAGUUCCAAAGAAUACCAUUCCAAGGGCUGCUUGCAGUGCUGCAUUAAAAAAAGGCAGUUCUAGUCGUAGACCAGACCAUCCUUGCAGGUGACACCAGGCUUUGCUGAGUUCCAGGCUAGGCUGCUUCCAGUUCAGUUCUAGCUCUAUUUCCUAGACCAACCAGUCCUGCAGUAGACAUCUAUCCUAUCGUAGUAUUCACAUAUUUCCACAGCAAUGUGCUAUUACCACAGCCUUGCAGUAGUAAUGUAAGUACAGUGUGUAUUCUGAAAUACUGUGGUCAACAAUUCUGCGCUGUGUUUUACUGAGAUUCAUACCAUAUAGGAAUUUAAUUAUACUUUUCUUAUAGAGCAUGUGACAUGGUAUCAGAAGUUUUUAAGCGCUCUAGAAUAAAUGCAGUAUUUAUCUCACCUGGCGGGUGUUUCAUAAAGCUGUUCGUAAGUUAAGAGCGACUUUAAGAACGACUGGUGAU